Messenger RNA from Fasciola hepatica (liver fluke), 1875 nucleotides. NCBI's taxonomy places the organism in Eukaryota, Metazoa, Platyhelminthes, Trematoda, Plagiorchiida, Fasciolidae. The record is from the annotation of a GenBank genome assembly.
AUGCAUUUGGUUGGAAUUGCUCUCGACCGGUACUGGGCAGUGACCAACGCGGAAUACAUCCGUAAACGCACAGCCAAACGGAUUGGAUUCAUGAUCACGGUGUUCUGGUUAUUGUCUAUCGCCAUCUCACUGCCAGCUCGUUUUACAACAACGCGUCUGACAAGCUGGAUACAACCAAUGGACACUGUCAACAUUUCAUUUGAUGAGUACAUUAUUCCAGACUGUGGGAUCAAUAAGGAGUACGGGUAUACCAUAUUCUCCACCGUCGUAGCAUUUUACAUGCCAAUGUUCUUCAUAAUAUGUAUUUACGCUAGAAUAUAUAUGGUGGCCAAAGCACGCAUUCGUAGAUCCACAUUUCGAAAAAAGACAAACUCACCAAACCAACAAACGGCAGCAAAAAAUAUGAUUAAUCAUAAUUGGACCAAAUGGUACGACUCAAAAGCAUCACAUUGGACUAGACAUUAUAUCUGCUAUAAUUGUUUUGGCAGAGCAUCUGAUAGACUGUCGGAUCGAUGGAUCGAAAGCGAACACGCAAAAAGCUCGGUCAAUCCUUCGAUUGCUACAUCUGCGAAGAAAAAUGACGCAGGUGUAAGUGUGGUAAGUGAUCAGUAUCACUGUUACAGAAGAAAGUUUAAAAAAUCACCAAGUAACACGAAAUGCACUCGAGAAAAAGACAAAACCGUCAAAAAUGAAGUUGAGUGGAGACAGAAAACUGAUGUCAUAUCAACGUGGAAGACUCCCUGUCAAGUGGCACAACAAAAGGAUGCAUCGAUUGUUGGAGCAGAACCAAACAAUGAGCUAACAACAUUGCAGCGGGCAUUGUGUGUCACACGGCACGAUCGUGAUCGAAAUGCAUCUAUCAAUAUAGCACAGUGUUAUCGGUGCCUGGGUCGAAUUCCGCCCAGUCCUGUGGAACAGACGAAAACUGUUCGUUUAGUUUGGAACCGAAUAUCACAUUCCGCACCGCCGAGUGUAUUUGACACAUCAAAACCUAGUUACAGUUCAGCCUCCAGCUCAUUUGAUUCGAGUUGCUAUACUGUAAAUCGAUCGGACAAAUCUGAUGUGGCAGCCUGGUCGUCUUCGUGUUCCGUGGACAACCGUACCAAAUAUACCGGUAAUCAAACAAACCAGAAGCGAAGAUUUUACACCGUGAUGAAAACGUUCAUUAGUCACAGGAAAAAAACAUCCCUCUCUCCAAAUACUGAUGUUAAUGAACCCUGUCAGGUGGGUGGUCUGAAAAAGUCGAAGUGGACACUUCCUAAGCUUGGUUCACGCAGACGAAGUCGGGGUAAUUUUCGACCACAUAAAGGAAAACCAAAUAGGAGAAAAAUAUCUAAGAGCUGCCGUGAUUCACCUCGAGGGCAAAAUGAUAAUAACACUAGUCAUAACGACAAUAUGUUCGAUAUCAGAACCAUUCAGCCAGCGGAACAAGAUAUCACGGGAGACACGGUCAACAAAGCAUGUCCGACUCAGUCCAACGAUCUGCUGGAAACGGAUGAUGUCUCCGGUGGGACAAUACAUCUGGAAGCAAGGCUCAAAUCUACCGUGUCCGAGGUAACCAAAUUGGCUACUGUUACAGCCAUGGUCAAACGGGAACGCCUAGAAAAUCAAAGAGAACGAAAAGCUGUCAUCACUUUAGCCAUUAUUACUGGUUGUUUUAUGCUGUGCUGGUUACCAUUCUUCAUAGUGGCAUUAAUUGCUCCAUUUUACGACCAAAUGAAAUUGUCCAAAGUUGGUCAAGGUAUUGUGCUAUGGCUUGGCUAUUCAAAUUCCUUACUCAAUCCAAUGAUCUACACCAUAUUUUCUCCCGACUUCCGUAAUGCUUUUCGGAAAAUUUUAUUUGGUCGGUAUUAUCUCAGAUAUCGUGAUCGGUAG